Messenger RNA from Chanos chanos (milkfish), 1827 nucleotides. Its product is annotated as phospholipase ABHD3-like. The record is from RefSeq and is a predicted model, not a curated record. Gene Ontology annotation, biological process: medium-chain fatty acid catabolic process; medium-chain fatty acid biosynthetic process. Lineage: Eukaryota; Metazoa; Chordata; Actinopteri; Gonorynchiformes; Chanidae. The transcript is spliced from 9 exons. The coding region runs from base 59 to 1264 and encodes 401 amino acids. Gene Ontology annotation, molecular function: monoacylglycerol lipase activity; acetylesterase activity.
UUUGUAAUAACCCGUGGUGUCUGAGUAGCGUUUUUUGUGUAGCUAUCCGUUGUUCGUCAUGUUUUUGUCUCAUUCCGAGCCGUGGAAGGUAUUUCUGGAAUACGCUUCUAGACCCUGCACUGUUCUCCUCGGCGCCAUUACCGCAACACUGUACUUCCUUUGGGGCCGAGAGGGACAGGUCCCAGUUCUAGUGUGUAGUGAUGGGUUCCGUAUGUUCCUACAGCGGUACUGUCCCGUGGUGUCGGAACGGUUCCGACCUACUCCAUGGUGCUGGGGAGGUCGUGUGCAGACACUGGUCCGGGUGCUCAUCAAAUCCAGUCCUGCUGUCACCUACAGAAAUGAGUUGAUCAGGACUCAGGAUGGAGGUCAGGUUUGUCUGGAUUGGGUCGAUAACUCAGAGAGUGCUGAGUACCCAGACUGCUUGACUAGGCCAACAGUUCUGAUUCUACCGGGUCUGACUGGUAACAGUCGGCAGACCUACGUCCUGCAUGCGGUCAGUCAGGCGAUGCGCCGCGGCUAUCGAUGUGUGGUGUUCAAUAACAGGGGUUUUGGAGGGGAGGAGCUACUGACUCCUCUGACCUUUUGUGCUGCAGACACCUCUGACCUUGAGCGUGUCAUCCAGCACGUCAGACAAGUUUACCCACAGGCACCGCUGGUUGGCACUGGAGUGUCCUUAGGAGGGAUGUUACUGCUGAACUACUUGGCUCGUAGAGGUAAAGAGUCUGGGCUGCUGGCUGGUCUUGCUAUGUCUGUGAGCUGGGACACAUUUGAGUCCAGUGCUUCCCUGGAACAGCCAAUCAACAAGCUGCUCUUCAACCGCCACCUCACCAGUAACCUCUGCCGCGCCAUCAAGAAACAUAGGAGGAUACUGGAGACUGUGGUUGACGUGGACCAUGUCUUGAAGGCCCGGACCAUUCGUGAGUUUGAUGAGCGUUACACAUCAGUGAUGUUUGGGUAUAAGUCCUGUGUGGAUUAUUACCAGGCUGCCAGCCCAGGUUACAAACUACCCCACACUGCUGUUCCUGUUCUCUGCCUCAAUGCUGCUGAUGAUCCCUUCUCCCCAAAACAUGCUAUCCCGGUGGCUCUAGCCAAGCGUUUGCCCAACGUUGCGCUUCUGGUAACCGCUCACGGGGGCCACAUCGGCUUUUUGGAGGGUCUUUUCCCUCGUGGGGAGGGCUACAUGGAUCGAGUGUUUGGCCAAUUCAUUCAGGCAGCGUUUGAACACCCCCAAGACCUGAAAGUGGCAUGUGGGAUCACGGAGUGACAACGUCAGCGAGUAACCAUCUCUCUGUGCUGUCACUGUCAGCUCCUUUCUGAAUAUCCAAAAGAUGCCCCUUCGCUCCUGUUGUGACUUACUAUACCUUGGUGCAGCUCUGAGAUUGUCUAAAAAGUUUAAAAGAAUUGCUGAAAAGCAGUGACAGCAGCCGCACACAGAAACCAUGUUUCCAUGGUGCUGCUAUAGAGAGGCAGAACUAUGUGGUGCUUUGUUGCAGUUUGAAAGAACUGAUGCAAGCGCCAGUUUCCCAUCAGACUGCACUGACUAAGAGCUGCACCAGUUUGGCCUCUCGGACUCUCAGCUACGCUGGGGAAGAUGUAUUCGUCAGUCAAAGAUUUUUUUUUUUUUAAUCUGAGCCACAGUGUGUGAGCUGCAUUGCUUGCAUGUGAGAAUGAAACAGCACCAAGGUGAAGUAAGGCCAAUGGAAGCUGUAGGCCAGCGUUUCUCAAACUCCGGUCUGCAGACCGGCGGAGGGGCGGGGCAAGGAAACUGCCAGGUCCCAGCCCCCUUGACUGAACUUCUUGCUUUGAAAAUAGUAACAAUUGUAACUG